AUGCCGGGCGCGAGUGACGUAACCUUCGAGCUGAGCGUGGAGCCCCCCACGAAGGACGUGGACGAGGAGAAGCUGAAGGCCCUGGCGAAGGAGCAAAAUGGCAGUUACGCAGACGCGAAGGGAGACGACGAGGGGGAAACGCUAAACGAAGUGUUGCUGGCGUUGAAUUACCACAAGAAAAACGUCACCAAUGUUACGCUCCUCUCACUUAUUAAAGAUGCAACGAUUAACUUUGUGGCGGACUUGGAAGACGAGCUAGCCAUUUACCUGCAGGAUGAGAAGAACCAUUUUAGGGAGCCAUACGCGAAAAGCAUAAAAUUGAAGAGGGGGAAAAUCCUGGGGAGCUACGAAAACGGCAUGAUGCUAAACAGCCACCUGAACGUAGACGUCGGGUUCGAAUACAAUUUGAACACCAAAUUGGGAAGGAAAUGCAAAUAUAGGAAUCUACCUCACUAUCAUAAUUUAUUUAUUGCCCUUUUGAAGAAUUUUUUUUUUUCCAAAAAUUUUUCGCGUAACUUAAGGGAACAGGACCUAUCUCACAGUGUAGACAUCCGCGUGAGCGUGAAGACGUGGCUGAACAACUCCAAAUCUGUUUUGGUUCUCACCGUGCACAAGAGGGAGAAGCACGUGGGGAACGUCCACGUGGUGCUGUACCCCUCGAAGAAGGUCACCGCGAGUUUGCUGCAGGUUUACGGGAAGUGGUAUGCGGCCCCGCUGGAGAGGAGCCCCGCGCAGGUGGGGGAGAAGGAGAAGGAGAAUGCGGGGGAGAAGGAAGCCAAAGGGAAGAAAAAGAAAAAUGGAAAAAACGGCAAAAAUGGAAGGGCGGCAGACAAAGGGGCGGAGCGGGGAAGCGGCGGACGGGCCGUCAAAUCCGGAGAAAGAACCCCCGCAGAGGAGGAGCAGCUGAGGAAAAGAAUAAAAACCCUGUGCACGAGGAGAACCAUUUUGAAGAAGUUUAUCCUUACGGAGUGCCACCUGAUCGAGUGCGAUAGCAUCAUCAAAAGGAGUGUCGCCAGUGUGAGUGCGUACAGGCAAGCGGUCAAAUUGCUGAAGCUGUGGUGCCUCAACAGGAGACUACUGCUUACGUUUUCCACCCGGGAUGAAAGGAAUGAGAGCAAACAUAAGCAAGUAGGAGAGAGCUCCAAAAUUGGAGGCUUCUUCCACUACACGGAUGUUAACUCUUUUGCCUUGGGCCUGAUCUGCAGCUACGUUUGUUAUGAGCAGAAGCUGGAGAGGUGCGACGCCUUCCUCAUCUUUAAGAAAACGAUCAGCUUCUUAAGCAGCAUGGAUUUGUCUCACCAUGUGUAUGAAUACCAGAAGGGGGUCUUCACCUCAUCGGAGCGGGAGAAGGGGAGCUGUUCUUCAUCCGGACUAGCCAAAGGGCCACACCUAUUUUUGAUUAACUCCCUUUAUGACCCAUUUCAAUCCAUUUUUUGCUCCCUGACGGAGCUGAUUGAGGAAGCGAAGAAGGCAGAAUACUCCCUCCGUUGUGGCAGAUUAUACGACGUGUUUGCGGCGAAUUAUGAGUGCUUCUCUUUGAACUACGAAGAGGAGGUGGUGUUCCCCCUGCUGGUGAGCAACCACCUGCACGACUACAACGAGGUGGUGAUGGCUUUGCGGCGCAACUUGGUGCGCGGCCUGGCCGACCGCCUGGGCGAGGUGGCCGUCCGCCUGGUCCGCUUCCGCCUCCACGGGGGGGGAGCGGUGGAAGGGGUAGAAGCGGGGAAAGCGGCAGGUGAAGGGGUAGAAGCGGGGGAAGCGAAAGAGGCGGGAGAAGAUGGCGGGGAGGACCGCCACCCCGCCGCCCUGGGCGACCCCCUGCAGAGCCUCUUCCACGAUGUGCUGCUCACGUGGAAGCGGCGCCGAGGGGACGCGGCAAAUGGAGCCCCUGCCAAUGGAGCAGCUGCCAAGGGAGCGUCCGCCACAAACCAGGAGAGCGGCGCGAAGAAAGCGCUUCUGCGGAGGAAGACCCUGGUGGGGGUGAGCUUCUUCCUGAAGACGAGCAACGUGGUGCGGCUGAUGGACACCUCCAAGGAGCUCUACACCCCCGAGGGGACCUCCAAAUUUAAGAAGUUCUGGGGGGACAAGGCAACCAUUAGGCGGUUCGAAAAUAACACCAUUUUUGAGGUGGUUCAGUGGAAGAGACCCGCCGCGAGACUGCUUAGGAGGAAGAGGACCUACUCUAGUACCCUCCAUGAUGGCAGCGAAACGGAGGAGGAGGAUAGCCACGUGGGGAACCCCUUCUUUGAGGUGCUCUUCAGCCAGCUAUACGAGGGAAAGGCCCCAUCUGUGCAUGUACAAGCGAUCAAGAGCAUCCUACGCAUGAUGAGGUUCAACGAAGCAGCCACGUUGCAGAAGGGGUUACACGAAAGGAUACACUCCCUCCAAAGUGAUGACUGCAUUCACCUGUGUAGUUCCCAUAGGGUAAAAAAGAAAACCUUCUUCGUGUACCUCCCCUCCCCCCUGUUAAUGAAAGAUGCCCAUUUCAGCUACUACGAAGAAGUAGGCAAUUUAUAUAACGAAAUGAAAAACGUUUUAUAUAGCCUAAGUGAGAAGCUCUUUACUGUGUGUAACGUAAGUAGCUCGAAUGACCUACUCAAGACGACUGACUUGGGUUACAAGAGGAACAGAAAAAAAGUGAUAGAUCUUGUGGUUGACAUAAAAUUUAAUAAUGUGAAUUAUAAAAACGCUCAAAAUUUCUUUCGCAUUUAUGAAAGUGCCAAGGGGAUCAUUUCAAGUAAAAUUUCCACUGAGGGGAAGAACCUUUUCCCUAAAGUAGAAAAUAAGAACUUCUGUCUUGACGUUUCGUCCAAGCUGGUCCUCUUUAGACUCCACAUUUUUGUGAGUAAGGUGAUGGAGAGGAACCUCAUCCAGGUGACCAAUCUUGAUGACUUAAGAAUUGAGCAAGUAGAGCAUAUGAAGAAGAUAAAGAAUUAUAUUUUCAGACCGUUGGUUUCCUCCUUCGUUUCUUUUUAUGCAACCAAAUUUGCUUCCUUUCACUUGGCUGUUAAGAUAUGCAAGCUGUGGUUCGUCUCCAAGGGGGUAUUCUGUUAUGAGGACUUGGUAGAGAACGUCCUGUUUUACCUCUACACGCAGGAGUUUAGGAGUCACGCCAGGAGGAACCACUUCUAUUUGCAGAAGGGGCUACCUACCAGUAACACCCCACAUGAGCAGUUCCUACGGUGGAACAGACUCUACAGGAGGGUUGCCCACGCGGAGAGGGAAGACGAACGUGCAUACUACCGUGCCCUCUGCGAGAGGGAGAAACUCCCCUUGGGGGAGAGUCCCUCUGGUGUGACCAGCGCUAGUGAGAGCGCGGAGGACGACCCGUUCGUCAUCACUGCUCCGUUGCAGAAGAGCCCCGUGGAGGUGAGGAAGGACGGCCCCAGGGCCGCUCCCUACGGCGCCAAGGGGAAGAAGGGGAGCGGCAACGCGCAGCAGGUGGGCAAGUCGAAGAAGGAAGAGCCGUCAGUAUCAGCGGCGGGAGUGGCGGCCGCGGCGGGAGUGGCAGCCGCGGCAGACUCGCUGGACAACCCCGCAGAUGCCCUUGGCGGGGCGGACGAAUUUCUGGACUCCUUUUCCAUGUGCCCCAAAACGGCGCUGACCAAAUUCCUCUCCUUCCUCGUGAGCUACGACUGGCAGAACAAACCCCUGAUCGUGGAUUACGACCACUGCCUCAAGGAGGAGCACAAAAUUAAGCUAAUUAACUCCUUUCAUGCGAGGAAAAAGAACAAAGAAGUGAAAAAGAACUUUUGGAUCUGCUCGCUGUUUGACCCGCACUGCCUGCUCAUCAGCCUGCCCCACCAGAUGUACGAUUUGAUCCUCUCCGAGGCGAGGAAGUCCCUCGAAAUGGUGAAGAGGCUGGAAAAUAAUUUUGAGCGCGAGAAUUGGAUGUCCCUGUUUCUGCUCGAGCGAAGGAGCUACGACGUCGUUUUGAACUUCCACCGCCCGGAGAGGUCCCUCAGUUUGUUGAAGCAGAAGGUAAAACUGGUGGGGGAGGCGUCAGUGGGAGAAGCGUCAGUGGGAGAGGCGUCAGUGGGAGAGGCGUCAGUGGACGAAGCGGCAGCGGCUGCGGCAGCGGCAGCGGGGCAGCCCAGCUCGAAUGCCCCCGGCAAGAAGAAGGGCGACAAGAAGGAGGAGCAGCUGAGGAAGAAGAACCAGAAGAAGGAGCCGCCCUCGCAGCCAUCUCCGGAGGAAAACUUGGAGGAGGCAAAGGAAAGUGAAAGCGCAGCAGCCCUGCAAAACCACCGCAAAGCAGCGAGCGAGAACCAGUCCCAGACGCUGAACCACAUGUACCGAAUGGACGAAGCAUACGACCUAAGCUACCUAGACGACGUAACCAAAAUGAAGGGAGCAAAAACGUCUGACAUGCUAAAGGGUUUACACAAACACGAGCUAAUGCUUGUGUAUAGAAGCUACUUUAAUCAUUUUAUAAAAAAUCUGGAGGAGAAAUUCUCCUGCCAGAUAACGGUGCUGUAUAACCCCCUGUGCUUUAGCGAAAUUCUGGACGUUCACUGGUUCCGAAAAAAAAUAAAACGCAGACUUCGUAAGGCACCGGAACAGUAUGAGAGGGUAAGCUUGUCUUGGAGCCCCAAAGUGUUUAUCACGUUUAACCCCGCCUUCGUCAGUAACGUCCUUCAGGGGGAGGUGCCCCUGGAGGGGGGUCACGACGGGGGGGAAGCAUCUGUGGGGAAGGCAGCCGCGGGGCAAGCAGACGUAGGGCACGCAGCUGCUCCCAAAGCAGAUGCGGCGAAAUCUCCAAACAGUUUGCAGAGCCCCCCCAGCGCGGUGAACUCCGCCCUUGCGCUGAGCAACUUCAACGCGUUGAUACUUUACAUAAAGAGUAACGCGUGGGACCUCCUGCGUGGCGUUCACUUCCCCACCAUGUGA
Molecule: messenger RNA, 4890 nt
Organism: Plasmodium vivax (malaria parasite P. vivax)
Lineage: Eukaryota; Apicomplexa; Aconoidasida; Haemosporida; Plasmodiidae
Exons: 1
Coding region: 1-4890 (1629 amino acids)
Biological process (GO): tRNA export from nucleus; rRNA processing
Cellular component (GO): UTP-C complex; small-subunit processome; CURI complex
Source: RefSeq, a predicted model, not a curated record